Molecule: messenger RNA, 864 nt
Organism: Ogataea angusta
Lineage: Eukaryota; Fungi; Ascomycota; Pichiomycetes; Pichiales; Pichiaceae
Exons: 1
Coding region: 1-864 (287 amino acids)
Molecular function (GO): oxidoreductase activity
Source: RefSeq, a predicted model, not a curated record
AUGUCUGGAACCAGCUCCUACACGCUCAAUUCCGGCGCAACCAUCCCGAAAGUCGGCCUUGGGGUCUACGACAUUCCAAUUGAGACGACCGAACUAGUGGUUUACGAAGCCCUCAAGGCAGGAUACCGACACGUGGACUCUGCUGCCACUUAUGACAACGAGGAGCAGGCUGCCAAUGGAAUUGCCAGGUGGCUGGCCGAGAACCCGACCCACAAAAGAAGCGAGAUCUUCUACACCACCAAGGUCUUUGACGACCAUCACGGCUACGAGCUGACCAGACAGUCUGUUGAGGAGUCGCUUGAAAAGGCGGCCAAAAUCGGCUACAUUGACCUCGUCCUCGUCCACUCGCCAAGAUCGGACUACAACAUGCGCCACGGCACCUGGAAUGCGCUCCAGGAGUUUGCGGCCAGCGGAAAAGUCAAAAAUAUUGGUGUUUCUAAUUAUGGCAUCAAACAUCUCAGGGAGCUUCUGGCCUACCCGGACCUCAAAAUAAAGCCCGCUGUCAACCAGAUUGAGCUCCAUCCGUGGCUUCUGCGCCCGCGAUUGGUGAACUAUUGCAAGAGAAACAAUAUUGUUGUCGAGGCCUACUCUCCUUUGGCCAAGGGAUACAAAUUCGACGAUCCCGACCUGCUGGCCGUGGCUCGGAGACACCGAAAAACGCCUAGCCAGAUUUUGAUCGCCUGGUCCCUGCAAAAGGGCUAUGUCGUGCUGCCAAAAACAGAAAAGGUAGCCCGACUAAAGCCCAAUCUUGAUGUUUUCGACAUCAGGCUGUCAGCAGACGACCUGAAACGGCUAGAAAAACCUGGCGAGCACUUCAACACAGGCUGGGACCCUACGGUGUACCCGCUGGACAACGAGAAAUAG